Paramecium sonneborni is the source of this 449-nucleotide messenger RNA. The record is from the annotation of a GenBank genome assembly. NCBI's taxonomy places the organism in Eukaryota, Ciliophora, Oligohymenophorea, Peniculida, Parameciidae.
AUGAAUUACAAGAAAGAAACUCUAAAAAAAUUAUUAUGUUUUACACCAAGAAACUUUUUAAAUGAUUUUCCAUAACACCUUGUUACAAAAUAAUAACCUCCUUUAGAAAGAGACUUUUCUAAAAAUAAAUUAGAGUGAUAUCAAUUUUAGUAACUGAAAAUGCAUUGAUUGUUAUUUGAGCUCUGAGUCUAAAUAAUACCCUUUUAUUCUUCCCUAGUGUUAAAAUCUGUUUAAUCAAAGAGUUUUUAAGGAUAAAUAAGAUUCUUUUUCCCUUAAAGUACUAAAAAAUUAAUAUUGCUAAAGAAUCGCCCAUAUUGAAAACUAAUGAGUCGAUAUUCAUUUUGAAUUUUAAAUCCUAUGAAAUUGGUACUAUUUAGACAAAUUCAAUGCUUAGCUAUUAACAAACUCAAGAACCCUUAUUAUUUAUCGAAAUGGAUAUUUUGUAUUGA